Molecule: messenger RNA, 4008 nt
Organism: Betta splendens (Siamese fighting fish)
Lineage: Eukaryota; Metazoa; Chordata; Actinopteri; Anabantiformes; Osphronemidae
Gene: bard1
Product: BRCA1 associated RING domain 1
Exons: 11
Coding region: 92-2443 (783 amino acids)
Molecular function (GO): protein binding
Source: RefSeq, a predicted model, not a curated record
CGUAAAUCCUCGGCGGGAGAUGCGACCUACUACGAAGCGAGCGUAACAACAAGGAAGUCAGAACACAAACAAACAGACAAACUGUAUUUGGAUGAUGGAUCAUGAAGAUUGGAAAAACACUAAGGAGGCCGUCGCGAACUUUCGACGUCUGCUGCUUUGCUCCAAAUGCUCAAACCUAAUGAAGGACCCUGUGUGUCUUGGAACGUGCGAGCAUAUGCUGUGCAGGUCCUGUGCUGGUCCCUGUGCGGGCGAUGGCUGCAUGGUGUGUCACAGUCCUGCGUGGGUGAAGGACAUUCAGAUCAACCGGCAGCUCAGCAGCAUCGUACAGCUCUUUUCUGACUUGGAGUCCAUCCUGAAUCCCCCAGAACCUGACUCUAUCGCUGAUUUUCAAACAGAACCUAAGAGCCCUGUUUUUAGACAAAAGAAGACCUUUAAGAUCUGGUUCAGCCCCCGCAGCCGCAAGGUUCGCUGCGCGGUGGAGAAGCCUUCAGACAUCACAGUGUCUGAGAGUAGGUCUCCUGGUAAGACCGACGCAGCACAGCAGGAUGCUGGUACUGCUCAGCCCAAGGACCUGUCAGUUUUUAAUUUCUCCUCAUCCUCCCAAGACUCUGGCUCCUCUUCUCCUCAAAGACGCAACCCUGAAAACAAAAACAGGAAGAACCGCGCAGCUAAAAGAAAUGCUGCUAGCAAGGUUCAAGGUGCAGCUGCAAUCACACGGAAGCGGAUCAAGCAGGAUAUGAAGAAGAGGAGGCUUGCGGCUAUAAAUCAGCAGUGGGGAGUGACUGAGGAGAUUAUGCAAAAGGAGCAGACCUGUGUUCAAGAGACAAAGAAGCCCAGUAAAAGGGUUUCCUUUGUGAGCCCUGCAGUCACCCCUGACAAACCUCAGCCUGAUGUGCCGAAGGGGAAUGAAAUCAGCACCGGUGAGAGCCUCCCAGGAGUCAGCACCACUCAAAUGAACCACCAGGACUUAGCCAGUCAGAGCAUGUCUGUAAGUGUCACCCAAAAAAACACACCAGCUGCCAGUGACCUCAACCCUGCGGACGAGCCUGAGAUCCAGCCCCAUGUUUGUUCCCCAAAGCCAUUAAAAAGAUCCAGGGUAGAGGAGAAGGUCGGAACCUUGGAGACCACACCGAAACGGCCGAGGACCUCUCCAGGCCGGAGACGAAGAUCGCUGGGUCGGAUGUCUCCGGGUGCCCUCAGGCCUCCAUCUGUGAGUAGCCCCACAACCCCCAGGACAGAGCGAGAAGACAGUCCCUCACCCACAGCCGGUCGUGGUAGAAAGUCCCCCAGUGCUCGGGCUGCAUCGGUCGGCCAUCCCAGCCCAGGAAGCCCUGCAGUUAUGAAGAGGAACCACAAGGGAGAGACCCUGCUACAUGUAGCUGCUAUAAAGGGAGAUGUAGCGGCUGCCAGGGAACUGCUGGAGCAGGGGGCCGACCCCAACCUCAAGGAUAAUGCUGGGUGGACACCUCUGCAUGAAGCAUGUAACCUGGGUCACCUGGAGGUCGUGGAGCUGCUGCUCUCCAGAGGAGCUCUACUCAACACACCUGGCUAUAAAAACGACUCCCCGCUCCACGAUGCCGCGAGGAACGGACACGCAGCCAUAGUGGAGCUGCUGCUGCGGCACGGAGCCUCGCCCAGCGUCCUCAAUCUGUAUGGAAAGCAGCCUGCAGACUACGCGGCGAGUGUGGAGAUGCUGGAGAUUUUCCAGAAAGCCUCAGAAGGAAACCAAUAUGCUAAUGCGCCUCCCAGCCCGUCAGUGAGCCUGUCUGUGGUGAACGACUGUGCGAGGAUGGAAGAGAUGCCGGUGUUCCUGGCGACCAAGUUGUCUGGACCCGAGCAACGCAACCUGGCCAAACUGGGACGGCUACUGGGAGGGAGGGUGGUGGACACCUUUUCUAGCUCAGUCAGCCAUGUCGUGGUGCCAGAAGGACACCUGCCCACCACCUACUCCGCCCUCCUGGGACUCCUCGCCGGCUGCUGGAUCGUCAGAUACAGCUGGGUGGCGGCGUGUCUGCAGGAAGGCAGGCGGAUGCCUGAAACGGAGCACGAAGCAGGGGACGGGCCUCCACGCAGCCGCAUCAACAGAUGCAGCCUGCUCCCGCCCCUCUUCGACGGAUGCUUCUUCUUCCUGCUGGGCUCCUUCAAGGCGCCCACCAAAGACGAGCUGGCCAGGCUGCUCCGGGGGGGAGGAGGGCAGCUCCUGAGCCGCCAGCCCAAGCCGGACAGCGACGUGACCCAAACCCUGAGCGCGGCCGCCUACCACGCGCUGCCCGGCUCCGAUCAGGCGCUGUGCACCCAGUACGUCGUCUUCGACCCUCAGGGCCCCCACAGGCCCGCGGUGCUCAGGCGGGGCAAGGUGUGGUCGGCGCCCUCCACCUGGAUCGUCGAUUGCAUCGCGGCGUUCCAGCUUCUUCCUGUGCCUGAGCCGCAGAUAUCGGUCUGAAUGAUUCCUCAUCAUCAUCAUCAUGGUGAUGCCAUGUCUUUGAUUUUUAUAUGUGAUGGUUUACUGUUAAUCAUACAGAGUAAUAAUAAUAACAGAGAAAUAAUGUAACUCAUAUUGUAAUUACGAUAUCUAUCUCCUAUAAACCUAUAAAUAAAGUAUCUACGUGGAUUGUUAUUUUAAGUGAGGAAGAUACCAAUAGUUUAAUACUUUUCUGACUUCUGACCUUUGUUUAGUUUUACCAAAUUAAACAAUAUUUCAAGAAUUGACUACAGGAAAUCAUUUCACCAUGAAUCACAGGUAAAGCCUGAAGACAUAAUUAUUGAAUUACAGCUGUUUGUAUUUAGAGACACGUGUUAUAUUGUGUAACAUGACACCAGCAAAGGUCACUGGGCUAAUAACAUGUGUUGUAGCCUCAUUCUACCGAGUCCUAACAGAACAACGGGCUGGAAAAGGUAACCCACUUAUCUCUGGGUUCUCAGCUACAGCGCUGCCUGCCAGCUGCUCCUGGAUCUCGAAGCUUUUCUAGGACAGAUGAGUUCUUUUCUAUAAUCCUUCCAACGUACUGAAUCUGCACUGUGUUGGACUGGUCCAGGAAGGGUCCUAAUCAAAUGCUCUUAACCACCUCAACUAACUCACUGCGAUGUCAGGGAGCGGCGGUUUCAUUCAGGCUCCCUGCUGAGAAACCCAUGAGGAUAUUUCACACAUUCUGGUUGUCCUGUUUGUGUUUUGUAUAGUCUGUGUGGGGUUGAUAGGAAGAGCUAAUUAACUUAUCAAAUGAAAAGGCUUAUUUGAUACAUACAUUACAAGAGUCCUCAAAAAAAGGUCAAUGGACAUUCAAUACAAACUGCAGAAUAGGAAAAAAAAGGGGAACUCAGCGACGGCACUGAGUGCAAAAGCAAACUUUCCCUCUUUGUUCACAAGGUGUGUGCAUUUGUGUGCAUGUCUUUGCAGGUGCGUGUGCUUCGAGAGGUCUUCCACUGGCCAUCUCCCAGGAUGGGAUUGAAUGGGAUUAGUCAGGGAUGCACCUAAUUGCUAUUGAUUGCCGUGUGCCGCAUAAAAUUGCUUCCCUUUCCUUGUCCUCUGUGGGAGGUGGGAGAAGGCAAUUAGCAGCGUGGACGAGAUAGAAGCCCGGGCCGACUUGUAAUGGAACUGAAUGGAGGACUGAACCUGUGAAUUAUGCCCUUGAACUCACUGAGCAUUACAAAACCAUUAGUUCGCCUCUCAGACAGUCAUAAGCCAAAAAGACUGCGCUGGUAUUUAUUCUGAAAUGGUUCACUUUGUGAAACGCUGACCUGGAGGCUGUGACCUGGGUCGGACGCGUCCUUCACCUGCUGCGUGUUUUGUUCGCUCUCAGUACAUGGAGGACAUACAUUAGUAAAGAACUGCCCAUUUUCACUGGAUAAUUGGCUGCUUUCUUGUGAUCUCGUGCAGAAAAGGCUCCACAAUCCUGAGUGAAGAAGAGUUCCUGUUGCCCAGUACUUCUUUUCAAGUCUUUAACAAAACAGUGUUUGUCUCAAUGAACCAUACACAUUUUCUUAUUCCUCUUUUUUUUUUUUUUUUUUUUU